Moneuplotes crassus is the source of this 1850-nucleotide messenger RNA. NCBI's taxonomy places the organism in Eukaryota, Ciliophora, Spirotrichea, Euplotida, Euplotidae. The record is from the annotation of a GenBank genome assembly.
UUUCAAAAAGCCGGAAGCAUGGAACCAGACCUAAGACAUGAGUUCAGAAAAAGUGUAUCAAUGAGGAAACUUUUAGGCAAAUCUCCCUUAAAACCGGCACAAACUAGCGACACUCUGGAAAACCAUAGGAAUCUUAAUAUGUCGUUGAAUGGUAAUUAGCACAACAGGCAGACUCUUUCAAUAUCCACUCAGCGGUAUUGCUCGUACUGAGGAUAUUAAAAAAUUCAAAGGAGAUAACUUUGAACAGUCUUAUUAUAAAUUUGUGAAAGUCAGAAAAAUAUUUUUGAAUGGCAAAGGACUGUACGAAUUAAAGCUUGUGCAAUAUUGUUUUACCAACUCAAAUCUGCCUCUUUAUAACGCAGUCCCACUCAACAUGAUGCUUACUGAGAGCGAAGAGAAGAAAAGAAGAAGACUCUCUAGUCUUAAAGAGGACAAUAUUGACGAUUCCUAUCAUGCCAAUGGAAGUGGUAAGAUGAAAAAGUAUGUAGUCAGAAGAGAGAAAAAGAAAAAGACGCCAAAUCCGUAUAAACUAGCUUCGGCUAGAAAAAAAUUUAGCAAAUUUGAGAAAAUUUUUAACAGGAUCAAUCUCUCGAAGGUAAAAGAGUCUUUCCAGGAACUUAAAAAUAACACUCAGAAAGAUGUUUUUGGAGCUAAAUCUGGCAAUGACAUAUAUAACGAGACGAAUUAUACAAUGCCAUCAUUUCCCCUCUCAGUGUUGAAAUCAGGUCUAAACCCUCAGAACAGCAUUUCCAUGUGAGUGAUGCCACAAGCGUUUAAACUUACCAAUGGCAGAAGUCUGAGUAUGACCAACAUUCCAACUACUUUGGAGAGACCCAAAAAGAAACUAAGCAAGGAGGAAUACAUCAAAAGGUGAAAACAGGGCCUCAACACUAUCUCUAAUAUUAUCUCUCGAGUCGAGCUUAGCCGUAAGAAGACCAUCUGGGAUGUCCUGGAAGAAAUGCGUAUAUCCAAAGUUGGAAUAAUAGUCCGCAGAAAGUCCGUACAAGAGGAAUUGGAGCUUAAGAAGGCCAACAAGUCCUCCUCUAUGAAUGAAAAAACCGAGCCUAGUACCGAGAUCGACCAACAAGUCAUUGACAAGUUUGAUUUGGAUUACGAAUUCCUUGAUAAAUUAGAACAGAUGCGGGAUAAAGGAAUCAAACAUGAUGAAUACGAUCUUGUCAAAGAGAAUAAGAACGGAGGAAUGUUUUAUAACCACGAGAACUACUCAUUUGGAAAAGAAGGCAACUCAGAUAUUGAGAUGGGCUAUCAUUCUGAUAUCGACCGUACGAAUAGUAAUCCUUCUGAGAGAGCAGACCGGAAGCUGAGCACUAGCUCUCACGAUUUUGGGAAGGAAGGUAACGGUAAUAACCAUGAGCAGGUUUAUUUCCACAAGAAUGGCGGUGCUAAAAGAGUCCUACAGCAAACACCUGGAUCUCUUAGAUCCCUGGAUGAUUGAGAUGAGUCUUCUGUAUAUACUCUUGAGUUAAAUUCCAUUCUGAAAGACUGAAAUGUUAACACUCGGUUAUCUGACUUGAACAGCGAGAUAACCUUAAGCAAAUGAAUAGCUAGUUCAAUGGGCGAGUCCAAGAACAGUGAGCUUAAUUAUACGGGCAAAAUAAUGAAUGAAGACAUAGAAAUGAUGUCUAAAGAGAUAGAACAAAUCCGAGAACAUAUCUUAAAGAAUUCGGAAUUCAAGCUUUCCAAGACUUAUAAAUCCCCAAAUCAAACUCCUAGAAGGAGGUCGAUGAACCAACAAAUAGUAAGCUCUUUAAGAAUCUCAUCCAGUGAUGAGGGAUACUUGGAAGACUCUGAUUAAUUAAAACUGUUAUGACAGCCAUUUAUUUUCAACC